Molecule: messenger RNA, 12211 nt
Organism: Osmerus eperlanus (European smelt)
Lineage: Eukaryota; Metazoa; Chordata; Actinopteri; Osmeriformes; Osmeridae
Gene: usp34
Product: ubiquitin specific peptidase 34
Exons: 78
Coding region: 278-11362 (3694 amino acids)
Biological process (GO): protein deubiquitination
Cellular component (GO): cytosol; nucleus
Molecular function (GO): cysteine-type deubiquitinase activity
Source: RefSeq, a predicted model, not a curated record
CCCUUUUCAGUAUGGCUGCCGUUUCUACUAUCCCCAGUAACGCUCCGAUUGGAGACUGACUCGAUUAUAUCUUAGUGCCUCCGACUUUUGUUUAUGUUUAAGAUAUUACUAAACCAUUUCAAAUUGCACCUAUUGCGUUCCCUUAUUUUAUUGAAUGAAAUAAUCUACCAACCAAGUUGGGCCUUUUCCCUAAACAACCAGCUGCCAACAAUUCGUAUCAACCAACAAUUUCCAAUGGUUUGAGUACACUUUUCGUUAUUUUCUUUUUUAAUGAACGAUGUGUGAAAACUGCGCCGAGCUGGUGGAGGUUUUAAAUGAAAUUUCAGAUGCAGACAGCACGGAAGGCCUUCAGCUGAAGAAGGAGCAUGCCUUAAGAGUCUUCAGUUACAUCAGCUCAUGGACCCAGAGGCAAUGUCUGUGCUGCUUCAAAGAGUACAAGCAGCUGGAGGUGUUCAACCAGCUGGUGUACGCCCUCAUCAGCCUGGUCAUCGCCCAGGUAACCAGCCUGAGGGACAGCCUCUGCUCCGCCCAGGACUCCGCCAACGGCGGGGGCGGGGCCCAGGGCCCGGAGUGGAGCGAGGGCGGAGCCAGGCCCGAGGCCCUCCCCCGGCCCUCCUCUCCCGGCGAGGAUGAGCCCCUGAACGUGGAGAGAGACUCGGCCGAGGAGGAUGGGGAAGCGCCCGACCAGAACCACAACAAGUCCCAGAGCCAAGGGGCGAGCCAGAGCAGCCCGGCCCAGCCCGAGGCUGCGGGUCCUGGGGAGGGCACCAGCUGCAGCGGGGCUGGAGGUAGCGUAGCGGCGACGGCUAGCGGUGGCAAUACAGACAACCAGGACCCGUUCAGCUCUUGGAGCACAGAGGAGAGGGAGAAGUUGCUACUGUGUGCUGCCAAGAUCUUCCAGAUCCAGUUCCCCCUUUACACAGCCUACAAACACAACACACACCCAACAAUAGAGGACAUCUCUGCUCACGAAAGCAAUAUCCUCGGCUCCUUCUGCGAUAUGAAUGACGUGGAGGUUCCCCUGCACCUGCUGCGCUACGUGUGCAUGUUCUGUGGGAAGCACGGCCUGUCCCUGAUGAAGGACUGCUUCGAGUCGGGCACGCCCGAGAGCCUGCCGUUCCCCCUCGCCCACGCCUUCAUCACCAUCGUCUCCAACAUCCGAAUAUGGUUGCACAUUCCCGCUGUCAUGCAGCACAUAAUACCGUUCCGCACCUACGUAAUACGGUACCUGUGCAAGCUGUCGGACCAGGAGCUGCGGCAGAGCGCGGCGCGCAACAUGGCCGACCUGAUGUGGAGCACGGUGAAGGAGCCGCUGGACAGCGCGCUGUGCUUCGACAAGGAGAGUCUGGACCUGGCCUUCAAGUACUUCAUGUCCCCCACACUCACCAUGAGGCUGGCCGGCCUCAGCCAGAUCACGAACCAGCUUCACACCUUCAACGACGUCUGCAACAACGAGUCUCUGGUGUCCGACACAGAAACGUCGAUGGCGAAGGAGCUAGCCGACUGGCUGAUCAACAACAACGUGGUGGAGCACAUCUUCGGACCAAACUUGCAUAUCGAGAUCAUCAAACAGUGCCAAGUCAUCCUCAACUUCCUGGCAGCGGAGGGCAGGCUUAGUACCCAGCACGUGGACUGCAUCUGGGCUGCGGCUCAGCUGAAGCAUUGCAGCAGGUACAUCCACGACCUGUUCCCCUCCCUGAUCAAGAACCUGGACCCAGUGCCUCUGAGACACGUCCUCAACCUGGUGUCUGGCCUGCACCCCAGCGCCCACACCGAGCAGACGCUGUAUCUGGCCUCCAUGCUGAUCAAAGCGCUGUGGAACAACGCGCUGGCAGCCAAGGCCCAGCUCUCCAAGCAGAGCUCCUUCGCCUCGCUGCUCAACACCAACAUUCCCAUGGGCAACAAGAAAGGCUCCCCGGCGGCCAGCCCUGACAGUAGUGACAACAGCGACACGCACCACAGCGGCGCCAGUGACAUGGACAUGGACGAGCAGAUGAUGGGCGGAGGCAAGCGCGGUCAGCAGCGGUUGUCCGACACUGAGGAGUCGAUGCAGGGCAGCUCAGACGAGACGGCCAACAGCGUGGAGGAGGGCAGCAGCAGCCAGGCCUCCAGCAACGAGGCGGCCUCUAGCCGCGCCAGCCAAUCGCCGGGCAGCCCCGCCAGUGAGAUGCACUCGGACGACAUGGCCGACAGCGAGCCCCUGAAGGAAGAGGAGGAGGAGGAGGAAGAGGAGGACGAUGAGGAGGAGGACGAGGAAGAGGACGACGACGACGAGGAGGAUGACGACGAAGAGGAGGAGGAGGACGAGGGCCAGGCGGCUGCGGCGAGUGCAGCGCAGGAGGGGAGCGCCCAGAAGGAGGUGCGGGACCCCCCGGAGGUGCGGAAGCGGAAAGCCGGCGAGGCGCUGGGGGAGGGGCAGGGUCACGGUGAGCGGCCGGGGGGAGGCGGUGGUGGAGGCCCCAAACCCAAGGGCCUCCCCUUCUCCCCGGAGGCCACGGCCGCCAUGGUCAACGCCGCCUCGGCCUCGCUGGAGGGCCGCAUGAGGAUGCUGGAGGCGUGCUCGUCCUCGGGGGCGGAGAGGGGCGAGCAGCAGGGGCCGGGGCCGGGCCCGCAGGGGGGGGCCGACAUGGGGCCCUCACCCAUGGUCCAGGGGCCACAGGAGCCGCCCUGCCUGCCCCGCCCGGGGGACUUCCUGGGGGACGCCAUGGGCAGCGAGCUGUUCAACUGCAGACGCUUCAUCGGGCCCCACCACCAUCACCACCACCACCACCAUGAAGGACACCUGGUGGAGGACAUGCUGAGUGCUGACGACGUGAGCUGCAGCAGCUCGCAGGUGAGCGCCAAGUCGGAGAAGAACAUGGCCGACUUCGAGGGGGAGGAGUCAGGCUGCGAGGAGGAGGAGCUGGUGCAGAUCAACUCCCACGCCGAGCUCAGCUCCCAUCUGCAGCAGCACCUGCCCAACCUGGCCUCCAUCUACCACCAGCACCUGGUGCAAGGGCCGGCCGUGCACAAGCACCAGUACACCGGCGGCCACGCCGUCACCGACAUCAACCUGGACAACGUGUGUAAGAAGGGCAACACCCUGCUGUGGGACCUGGUUCAGGACGAGGACGCGAUCCACCUGUCGGAGGGCCUGAUCAACGAGGCUGAGAAGCUGCUGUGCUCUCUGGUCUGCUGGUUCACCGAUCGCCAGAUCCGCAUGCGCUUCAUCGAGGGCUGCCUGGAUAACCUGGCCCACCACAGGUCCGUGGUCGUCUCCCUGCGGCUCCUACCAAAACUUUUCGGCACUUUUCAGCAGUUCGGCUCCAGUUACGACACCCAUUGGAUCACCAUGUGGGCAGAGAAGGAGCUGCACAUGAUGAAGCUGUUCUUCGACAACCUGCUGCACUACAUCCAGGAAGUGAGGGAGCAGAGACACAAGUUUGCCCUGUACGGCCACAGUGCUGAGGUCCAGGUACGCCUGCAGUUCCUCACCUGUGUCUUCUCCACCCUGGGCUCCCCCGACCACUUCAGGCUGAGUCUGGAGCAGGUGGACAUCCUGUGGCACUGUCUGGUGGAGGAUUCGGAGUGUUAUGACGACGCGCUCCACUGGUUCCUCAACCAGGUGCGCAGCAAGGACCAGCACGCCAUGGGCAUGGAGACCUACAAGCACCUCUUCUUGGAGAAGAUGCCCCAGCUGAAGCCGGAGACCAUCAGCAUGACGGGGCUCAACCUGUUCCAGCACCUGUGUAACCUGGCCCGCCUGGCCACCAGCGCCUACGACAGCGGCUCCAACUGCGAGCUGUGUGGGAUGGACCAGCUGUGGGGCAUAGCUCUCAGGGCCCAGUCAGCUGACAUCAGCAGGGCCGCCAUCCAGUACAUCAACUCCUACUACAUCAACGCGGGUAAGACGGGGCUGGAGAAGGAGCAGGAGUUCAUCAGUAAGUGUAUGGAGAGUCUGAUGAUGGCCUCGUCCAGCCUGGACAAGGACCCCCAGUCCAGCCUCACCAUCAUAGAGAGAGGCCUGCUCAUGCUCAAGACCCACCUGGAGGCCUUCCGACGCAGGUUUGCCUACCACCUGCGCCAGUGGCAGAUCGAGGGCACGGGCAUCAGCAGCCACCUGAAGGCCCUGAGUGACAAGCAGUCCCUGCCGCUGCGCAUCGUGUGUCAGCCGGCCGGCCUGCCCGACAAGAUGACCAUCGAGAUGUACCCCAGUGACCAGGUGGCAGACCUGCGGGCUGAGGUCACCCACUGGUACGAGAACCUGCAGAAGGAGCAGAUGAACCAGCAGGCCCAGCUGCAGGAGUUUGGCCAGAACAGCCGCCAGGCCGACUUCCCAGGUGGGUUGAUGGGGCCGGUCCGAAUGAUCUCGUCCGGUCAUGAGUUGACCACCGACUACGAUGAGAAGACCCUGCACGAGUUGGGCUUCAAAGACAUGCAGAUGGUGUUUGUCUCGCUGGGCGCCCCGCGGCGGGAGCGUAAGGGCGAGGGGGUGCAGCUGCCGGCCUCCUGCCUGCCCCCUCCCCAGAAGGAGCACAUCCCCAUGCUGCUCCUCCUGCAGGAGCCCCACCUCACCACGCUGUUCGACCUGCUGGAGAUGCUGGCCGGCUUCAAGCCCCCCGGCCCCAACGCCCAGAGGGCGCCCGACAACCCACAGAACAUGCGGUGUGAGGAGCUCCACCUCCACGCUGAGAACCUGUCGCGGCGCGUGUGGGAGCUGCUGAUGUUGCUGCCCACCUGCCCCAACAUGCUGCAGGCCUUCCAGAACAUCUCAGACGACACGGGUGGAGAGGGUCUGUGCUGGAAGGACCUGUUGAGGAUCAAGAGCCCCCACAAGCUGCUGUACGCCCUGGAGAUCAUCGAGGCUCUGGGCAAGCCCAACAGACGCAUCCACAGGGAGUCCACGGGAAGCUACAGUGACCUGUACCCAGACUCUGAUGACUCCAGCGAGGACCAGAUAGAGAACAGUAAGAACUCCUGGAGCUGCAAGUUUGUCUCCUCUGGAGGGCUUCAGCUCCUGCUGGAGAUUUUCAACUCGGCCAUCCUGGAGCCUAAGGACCAAGAGUCCUGGACAGUGUGGUUGCUGGACUGCCUGGCAUGUCUGCUCAAGCUCAUCUGCCAGUUUGCGGUGGACCCCGCCGACCUGGACCUGGCCUAUCACGACGUCUUCUCCUGGUCGGGCCUCACCGACAGCCAGCGCAAGCGGGCCUGGGCGGGCAAGGCCCGCAAGGCAGCCGGGGACCACGGCAAAGGGCUGCACAUCCCCCGCCUGACCGAGGUCUUUCUCGGCCUCGUCCAAGGCACCAACCUCAUCCAGCGGUUGAUCAACGUGGCCUACACCUAUGACAACCUCGCCCACAGGGUUCUGAAGGCUCAGUCGGACCACAGGUCCCGUCACGAAGUGACCCACUACUCCAUGUGGCUGCUGGUGAGCUGGGCCCACUGCUGCUCCAUGGUGAAGUCCAGCCUGGCCGACAGCGAGCACCUCCACGACUGGCUCAAGAAGCUCACGCUGCUGGUUCCAGAGACGGCGGUGAGACACGAGGCGUGUAAUGGCCUCUACAAGCUGUCCCUGUCAGGCCUGGAGGGAGGGGAGUCCAUCAACAGGUCCUUCCUGCUGCUGGCUUCCUCCACGCUGCUCAAGUUCCUGCCCGAUGCCCAGGCCCUCAAACCGCUCCGGGUGGAGGACUACGAGGAGGAGCCCCUGUUGAGGACGGGCUGUAAGGAGUACUUCUGGCUGCUGUGCAAGCUCAUCGACAACAUCCACGUCAAAGACGCCAGCCAGACUACCUUGUUGGACCUGGAUGCCCUGGCGAGACACCUGGCCGACUGCAUCCGGAGCCGUGAGAUCCUGGACCAGCAGGACGGGGCGGUGGAGGACGACGGGCUGACGGGCCUGCUGCGGCUGGCCACCAGCGUGCUGCGCCACAAGCCGCCGUUCAAGUUCUCGCGCGAGGGCCAGGAGUUCCUGCGCGACGUGCAUGACCUGCUCUUCCUGCUGCCCAGCCUGGCCGACCGCUCGCAGCCCAAGGCCAAGUCCCACGCGGCGCGCGCCGCCGCCUACGACCUGCUGGUGGAGACGGUGAAGGGCUCGGUGGAGAACUACCGGCUGCUGCACAACUGGGUCAUGUCCCAGCACAUGCAGGCCUCCCACGCCCCCUACAAGUGGGACUACUGGCCCCACGACGACGUGCGGGCCGAGUGUCGCUUCGUGGGCCUCACCAACCUGGGGGCCACCUGCUACCUGGCCUCCACCAUCCAGCAGCUCUACAUGAUCCCUGAGGCCAGGCAGGCCGUGUUCACCGCCAAGUACGCAGAAGAGAUCAAGCACAAGACCACUCUACUGGAGCUCCAGAAAAUGUUCACCUAUCUGAUGGAGAGUGAGAGGAAGGCGUACAACCCGCGCCCCUUCUGCAAGACUUACACCAUGGACAAGCAGCCCCUCAACACGGGCGAGCAGAAGGACAUGACCGAGUUCUUCACCGACCUCAUCACCAAGAUCGAGGAGAUGUCCCAUGAUCUGAAAAACACAGUGAAGACACUGUUCGGGGGGGUCAUCACCAACAAUGUGGUCUCCCUGGACUGUGACCACGUCAGCCAGACAGCUGAGGAGUUCUACACCGUCAGGUGCCAGGUGGCUGACAUGAAGAACAUCUACGAGUCCCUGGAUGAGGUGACCAUCAAGGACACCCUGGAGGGGGACAACAUGUACACCUGCUCCCAGUGUGGGAAGAAGGUCCGAGCAGAGAAGAGGGCGUGCUUCAAGAAGCUUCCGCGCAUCCUGAGCUUCAACACCAUGCGCUACACCUUCAACAUGGUGACCAUGAUGAAGGAGAAGGUCAACACGCACUUCUCCUUCCCGCUGCGCCUGGACAUGACCCCCUACACCGAGGACUUCCUCAUGGGCAAGGGCGACAGGAAGGAGGGUUUCCGGGAGGAGGGCGAGAGCAAGGUGGCGGAGAGCUACGAGUAUGACCUCAUCGGCGUGACGGUCCACACGGGCACGGCCGACGGCGGCCAUUACUACAGCUUCAUCCGGGACAUCGUCAACCCCCACGCCUACAAGAACAACAAGUGGUACUUGUUCAACGACGCGGAGGUGAAGCCUUUCGACUCCGCCCAGCUGGCGUCGGAGUGCUUCGGUGGAGAGAUGACGACCAAGACGUACGAUUCGGUCACGGACAAGUUCAUGGAUUUCUCCUUUGAGAAGACCCACAGUGCCUACAUGUUGUUCUAUAAGAGGGUGGAGCUGGAGGAGGAGAACGGGAAGGACUUCAACUUCGACGUGUCUCCCGAUCUGCUGGAGUGGAUCUGGCACGACAACAUGCAGUUCCUGCAGGACAAGAACAUAUUCGAACACACCUAUUUUGGCUUCAUGUGGCAGCUCUGCAGCAGCAUCCCCAGCACUUUACCAGACCCCAAAGCCAUCUCCCUCAUGACCGCCAAGCUGAGCACUUCGUUUGUUCUGGAGACCUUCAUUCACUCCAAGGAAAAGCCCACCAUGUUGCAGUGGAUCGAGUUGCUGACCAAGCAGUUUAACAACAGCCAGGCAGCCUGUGAGUGGUUUCUGGACCGCAUGGCUGAUGACAACUGGUGGCCCAUGCAGAUCCUCAUCAAGUGCCCCAAUCAGAUUGUCCGACAGAUGUUCCAGAGGCUGUGCAUCCACGUGAUCCAGAGGCUGAGGCCCGUGCACGCUCACCUCUACCUGCAGCCUGGCAUGGAGGACGGCUCGGACGACAUGGAUGGGCCGGUGGAGGACAUCGGCAGCCGCUCGUGUGUGACGCGCUUCGUCAAGACGCUGCUGUCCAUCAUGGAGCACGGCGUGAAGCCCCACAGCAAGCACCUGACGGAGUACUUCGCCUUCCUCUACGAGUUUGCCAAGAUGGGAGAGGAGGAGAGUCAGUUCCUGCUGUCCUUGCAAGCCAUCUCCAUCAUGGUCCACUUCUACAUGGGCACCAAGGGCCCUGAGACUGACCUCUCCCCCAUGUUCCCACAGCCCCAGGUGGAGGUACUGUCUGAGGAGGAGGGAGAAGAGGAGGACGAGGAGGAGGACAUCCUGUCGCUGACGGAGGAGAAGUACCGUCCGGCCGCCCUGGAGAAGAUGAUCGCGCUCAUCGCCCUGCUGGUGGAGCAGUCGCGCUCGGAGAGACACCUGACUCUGUCCCAGAGUGACAUGGCCGCCCUCACCGCAGGGAAGGGCUUCCCCUUCCUCUUCCAGCACAUCAGAGACGGCAUCAACAUCCGGCAGACCUGCAACCUCAUCUUCAGCCUCUGUCGCUACAACAACCGCCUGGCUGAGCAUAUUGUGUCCAUGCUUUUCACUUCCAUUGCCAAGCUCACUCCUGAGGCGGCCAACCCCUUCUUCAAGCUGCUCACCAUGCUGAUGGAGUUUGCUGGCGGCCCUCCUGGCAUGCCCUCCUUCGCUUCCUACAUACUGCAGAGGAUCUGGGAGGUGAUUGAGUACAACCCGUCCCAGUGUCUGGACUGGCUGGCAGUGCAGACCCCCAGGAACAAGCUGGCCCACAGCUGGGUGCUGCAGAACAUGGAGAACUGGGUGGAGCGCUUCCUCCUGGCCCACAACUACCCCCGCGUCCGCACCUCCGCGGCCUACCUCCUGGUCUCCCUCAUCCCCAGCAACUCGUUCCGCCAGAUGUUCCGCUCCACGCGCUCCCUGCACCUGCCCACGCGCGAGCUGCCGCUGUCGGCCGACACCACGGCCGUGCUGCACCAGGUGUACACGCUGCUGCUGGGCCUGCUGGGCCGCGCCAAGCUGUACGUGGACGCGGCCGCCCACGGCACCACCAAGCUGGUGCAGUACUUCAGCUUCAUGACCUACUGCCUCAUCUCCAAGACGGAGAAGCUCAUGUUCUCCGCCUACUUCAUGGACCUGUGGAACCUCUUCCAGCCCAAGCUGUCGGAGCCGGCCAUCGCCACCAACCACAACAAGCAGGCGCUGCUCUCCUUCUGGUACAAUGUGUGCGCCGAGUGCCCGGAGAACGUGCGCCUGGUGGUGCAGAACCCGGCCGUCACCAACAACAUCGCCUUCAACUACAUCCUGGCCGACCACGACGACCAGGAGGUGGUGCUGUUCAACCGCGGCAUGCUGCCCGCCUACUACGGCAUCCUGCGGCUGUGCUGCGAGCAGUCGCAGGCCUUCACCCGCCAGCUGGCCUCGCACCAGAACAUCCAGUGGGCCUUCAAGAACCUGACGCCGCACGCCAGCCAGUACCCCGGGGCGGUGGAGGAGCUGUUCAACCUGAUGCAGCUGUUCGUGGCGCAGCGCGCCGAGCCGGCCGAGCUGAGGGAGGAGGAGCUGGAGGACGUGAAGCAGUUCAAGAAGACCACCAUCAGCUGCUACCUCCGCUGCCUGGACGGACGCUCCUGCUGGACCACCCUGAUCAGUGCCUUCCGUGUUUUACUGGAGAACGACGAGGACAGACUGCUAGUGGUCUUCAACCGAGGACUAAUAUUGAUGACUGAGUCCUUCAACACACUACACAUGAUGUACCACGAGGCCACCGCCUGUCAUGUGACCGGGGACCUGGCUGAGCUGCUGUCCAUCUUCCUGUCCGUCCUCAAGGCCACGCGGCCCUACCUGCAACGCAAAGAUGUGAAGCAGGCUCUGAUCCAGUGGCAGGAGAGGAUCGACUUUGCCCACAAACUGCUCACCCUCCUCAACUCCUACAGCCCCCCCGAGCUCCGCAACGCCUGCCUGGACGUCCUGAAGGAGCUGGUGCUGCUCAGUCCCCAUGACUUCCUGCACACCCUGGUGCCCUUCCUGCAGCACAACCACUGCACCUACCACCACAGCAACAUCCCCAUGUCGUUUGGGCCCUACCUGCCCUGCAGAGAGAACAUCAAGCUGAUGGGGGGCAAGAACAACAUCCGCCCCCCCCGGCCUGAACUCAACAUGUGCCUCCUGCCCUCUAUGGUGGAGACGAGCAAGGGAAAGGACGAGGUGUAUGACAGGAUGCUCCUAGAUUACUUCCUGUCCUACCACCAGUUCAUCCACCUGCUGUGUCGGGUCGCCAUCAACUGCGAGAAGUUCACCGAGACCCUGGUCAAACUAAGUGUCUUGAUAGCCUACGAGGGCUUGCCUCUUCACUUGGCCCUCCUCCCCAAGCUCUGGACCGAGCUGAGUCAGUCUCAGUCGGCGCUGGCCAAGACGUGUGUGAAGCUGCUGUGUGAGGACCCGGCCUUCGGCGAGUACAUCAAGUGCAUCCUGAUGGACGAGAGGACCUUCCUCAACAACAACACGGCCUACUCCUUCCUCAGCAGCUUCCUCCACAAGGUGCAGAACCAGGUGCUGUCGGGCCCCAGCUGUGCCAACCUCACCAGCCUGCUGGUGACCAACCUGCUGAACGAGUACCGCAGCCUGCAGCCUGAGCUGGCUGCCCACCACCAGGAGCUGAGCAAAACCAGCGGGCUCCUCAACGCCGACUUGCGAGUGUUGGCGCUGAUGUUGUCGGUCCACACCCCCCAGGCCCUGGACCCGGCCCUGGGUCCCGCCCUGCAGGAGCUGCUGGCCAUGUGCCAGGCCUGCGUCCAGCAACGCAGCGCUCUGGAGCAGGAGGCCAAGGAGCGCAAGGCCAAAGCGGAGGAGGAAGGCGCCACACCAGUGAAGCGCCGGCGGAUGAGCAGCGACGACGACCGCCCCGUGGAGGGAACCAGUGUGGGCACGGGUGGGGGUGGCUCCUUGCCUGUCUGCGCCCCCUCCACCUCAGCCUCCACGCUGCCCCCGUGUGCUGAUCUGAAGCCCGAGCCCCCGGAGGCCCUGACGCCCGCCAGCACCUCCGACACGGAGACCCGGGACUCCUCCUCCCUCAUUGACCCCGGCACUGAGCACGACCCGCCCUCGCCAGACCCUGCCGUCACCGUCGCGGCCAACAACAACAACAGUGCCGCCGUUGACUCCUCCCCCAAGGAGGAGAAAAUGGAGGCCUCCUCGUCCUCCUCUUCUUCCUCGUCCUCGUCCUCCUCGUCUUCGGUCCCGGAGAGCGGCGAGCCGUACGGACGAGGGCAGGAGGCGCACUCGUCCCAGUCUCAGCAGAUGGCGAUGGGAGGAGAGGAGGAGGAGAGGCGGAGGAGGGGAGGGGAAGCCACUUCGGCGGCGACAGAGGAGACGAGGGAUGAGGAGGCGGGCCCUAAGACUUGCGGCGGCUCGGCCACACCCACCUCGGAGGAGCCGGCCUUCCCGUCUCCCCUGGGCCUGGUUGGGGAGGGGCCAGAGACUCCGGGAUGCAAUAGCCACGCCCCCUCUCAGGCUCUAUCGAACGCUGCCCCGCCCCCAGACACGCUGGACAUGCUCUACAGGACGGUGGAGGCCACCAUCGCCGUGGUUACCAAACUAUCCGGGAAAGGGCCCUGCCCGUCCUCGUCAUGACAUCCUCACCAUCAUCCAAGGCGCCACAUGCUCUUUUAAAAAUAAUUCUCCUUUUUCCGCAUUCUUUUUUUUUUUUUUUUUUUUUUUAAGAAUUAUGCUCUUUGUUAACACUUCCUUUCCCUACUUUUGUGUUUAUCUUCUGUCGGCUCCUCUCUGCCCUUUGGGCUCUGCUGCCGAUGCCAGUCCAACGUGCAUACGGUCGCUCACUUGACCUCGUCUCCUCUGCAGCUUCGAUGGCAGCCGCAGUGUACAGUACCUUCCGAGAACAACCUCGGACAAAAACAUGCACAGCCUACAAUCCACCGGGAUGAAAAGAUAGUUAUACGAGCUAUAGCACAUUUUUUUUUACGAGCAAAAAAAGAACAGACAUUCAUUUUCUUCUUUUUUUUUUUACUGAUUUCUGAGUUCCAUUUGAAGUGAUUUAUUUGUUUUAAGGUUGCUGUAACGGGGAAAGGUUUACAGAAAAUUUUAGUCUCUUCUGUAUGUAAUUUAAUUUUAUUGCAUUUUUACUGUGUAUAAAAUUGUGUCCUCCGUGCCAGUUUUGUACUUAUUGACGAGGCAAAACUUGCCUUGCUUCUUUCUGUGGUUAAUAUCCAAACUAAGUUUACUUGUACAUUAAAAGAGAACCACAAGAAACUUGAUUCUGUAAAGAAUCCUCUCUAGUUGUUGCCUGAAGGUGUAUAUGAAAACUAUAUAUAUAUAUAUAUAUAAAUAACUUUAUAUAUAUAUGGAAUAUAUAAAAUGGUGCUUUAUUUAACACGAUAUCUGUGGUUGAAAUAAAGCACACUUGAUGUAACAGUUGGAGCUUUAUUUUAUUUACUGAAAUACAUUCCAUAAUCUAUUAUGUCA